Messenger RNA from Gorilla gorilla gorilla (western lowland gorilla), 3562 nucleotides. It is a transcript of the gene MRPL3, whose product is annotated as mitochondrial ribosomal protein L3. The transcript has 10 exons. NCBI's taxonomy places the organism in Eukaryota, Metazoa, Chordata, Mammalia, Primates, Hominidae. The record is from RefSeq and is a predicted model, not a curated record. Gene Ontology annotation, biological process: translation. Gene Ontology annotation, cellular component: mitochondrial large ribosomal subunit; ribosome. Bases 2005 to 3051 code for a protein of 348 amino acids. Gene Ontology annotation, molecular function: structural constituent of ribosome.
AGAAGGGGUUUCACCAUGUUAGCCAGGAUGGUCUCAAUCUCCUGAUGACCUCGUGAUCCACCCGCCUUGGCAUCCCAAAGUGCUGAGCCACCACGCCCAGCCCAUCAUUACAAUAUUUCUUAGAGACCGUACUGUAGGCCACACCACUGCUGCAAAAUGACUAACAGUUCCUUAUUCUGAGUGAUUCCUGCUUUCUUAUGAACAUCAUGCCCACUUCCUCUCUGUUCUUCCUGUCUCUAGAACAAAGACUAUCAAGAUAUCCAAUUGCUGAACUGUCCUUUCUUCUUGACGGCAUCCAUUCUAAAACAAGUUCCUGCUUCUCUGAUGCCACUUUAAAAUCACUUAGCCUUAAGUCCAAAUUUCAUUUCAAGCCCCCUCCCAGGUCACUCUUUUGGAAACAUCCUCAGACAUAUGCUGUCUUUUGCUGCAUCAAGCUAAUUAAACUCAACUUUGUAUGAGUUCACGUUUUCUUCUAGUAGCCUUGGCGUAUGGGCUUCCACAAUGCUGAGCACAUACUCUAGCACACCAUAUGGAUAAGAAAUGUUAGUUAUUGGCAGUAGUACAGAAAUCUUCUUAUUCUCAACUUCUUGCAUGUAGCACACCUCAAAACAUGUUUGUUCAGUGAAGAGCCAUCCUUAAGUAUCUGGGAAGCCAGGCAGCAUGGCUGGAAUGAAGAGAUGUAGUUUUUCCUUCAAGGUCCAAAAUAUUAUUGAAAAGUGUCUAAGGUAACUGCAACAGCAAUGAGUGGAAUGAAUGGACAAGCAAAGCAAAGAUUUUUUAGCCCACUAAAGUCCAAGUAAUGGCCAGGAAUUGACCAUUGUCUGGACCUGUUAAACCAAGAUAGCCAGAUCUCUAGUAAAAAGAGAAGGUUGAAAUAGCUACACUUUAAAGUUCUUAUUUCCAAAUUUCUACAAACAGUAAUCUGACAAAUAAGGGAAUUAGUAGAAGAAUAAAUGUCCUAGUCACAUACAUGGUUAUUAGGCUAGAUCUGGAACCCAAGACAGGGGAUUUUUUGUGCAGAAGGUGUAUUAGCUAUCUAUUACUGCAUAACAAAUUACCCUAAAGCUUAAUGACUCAAAAAAACAGUAAUCAUUUAUUUUCUCUGGCAAUUUCUCCUAGUCAGUAAUUCAUGAGCUGCCUGGCUGGGAGAUUCAGGCUUAACGUCUCCAUGAGAUGCAGCCGAGGACUGGUGGAUCCACUUCCUAGGUGGCUCAGUCAUGACUGGCUAGUUGAUUCCUCUUUAUAUGUUCCUCCCUGCAGAGCUGUUUGAGUGUCUGCAGGAAAUGAAGGCUAGCUUUCUCCACAGGGAGCAAUCCAAGAGACAAAAACUGAAGUAACAAUAUGUUUUAUGAUCCAGCCCUAGAAGGCAUACAUCAUUUCUACGGGUGUAGUCUAUUGAUAACACAUGCCAACCCUGUUUCAGUGCCAACUCUGCUCCUCUGCCAGAUGUGUUGUUUUGGACCAGCACCUAAAUUCUGAGUCAGUUUCCUCAUUUAUAAUAGAAAAAUAAAUACUUCCUUUCAGGACCUUUUUUUAUGAUUAACAAAUAUAGGAUUACCAAGCGCUGCUUAGCAUAAUGCAUUGCCUCACAACGGGCACUAUUUAGAAGUGUCUUCAUUUUCCUUAGCGUCCUCAGGAAGUCUGUCCUUAUUCUUCUAAAGUUUAAACUCUGAACAUCCCUUUUAUUUUACCCCUGGAGAGGCGAGUCAGUCCCCACCCACCCCUACCUACUCCAACUCAGAUCCAAAGUAGGACAACGGUGGAAGCGGAACUAUAGUUUCCGGGGAGCGACUCGAGUGCCCGGAGUUCAUUGUAAAACGCACCGGAAGUGGGUCCGGCGGCUUUCUUUCCGUCGCGGAGGGCAUCGGCCGGCGACCGUUCCGGCGGCCAUUGCGACAACUUCCCCACGGCUACUGCGUCCACGUGGCGGUGGCGUGGGGACUCCCUGAAAGCAGAGCGGCAGGGCGCCCGGAAGUCGUGAGUCGAGUCUUCCCGGGCUAAUCCAUGCCUGGUUGGAGGCUGCUGACGCAGGUCGGCGCCCAGGUGCUGGGUCGACUCGGGGACGGCCUGGGUGCUGCCCUGGGCCCGGGGAACAGAACACACAUCUGGCUUUUUGUUAGAGGUCUUCAUGGAAAGAGUGGUACAUGGUGGGAUGAGCAUCUUUCUGAAGAAAAUGUCCCAUUCAUUAAGCAGUUGGUCUCUGAUGAAGAUAAAGCCCAAUUAGCAAGUAAACUAUGUCCUCUGAAAGAUGAACCAUGGCCUAUACAUCCUUGGGAACCAGGUUCCUUUAGAGUUGGUCUUAUUGCCUUGAAGCUGGGCAUGAUGCCUUUAUGGACCAAGGAUGGUCAAAAGCAUGUGGUCACAUUACUUCAGGUACAAGACUGUCAUGUCUUAAAAUAUACGUCAAAGGAAAACCAUAAUGGAAAAAUGGCAACCCUUUCUGUAGGAGGAAAAACUGUAUCACGUUUUCGUAAAGCUACAUCCAUAUUGGAAUUUUACCGGGAACUUGGAUUGCCGCCGAAACAGACAGUUAAAAUCUUUAAUAUAACAGAUAAUGCUGCAAUUAAACCAGGCACUCCUCUGUAUGCUGCUCACUUUCGUCCAGGACAGUAUGUGGAUGUCACAGCCAAAACUAUUGGUAAAGGUUUUCAAGGUGUCAUGAAAAGAUGGGGAUUUAAAGGCCAGCCUGCUACGCAUGGUCAAACGAAAACCCACAGGAGACCAGGAGCUGUUGCAACUGGUGAUAUUGGCAGAGUCUGGCCUGGAACUAAAAUGCCUGGAAAAAUGGGAAACAUAUACAGGACAGAAUAUGGACUGAAAGUGUGGAGAAUAAACACAAAGCACAACAUAAUCUAUGUAAAUGGCUCUGUACCUGGACAUAAAAAUUGCUUAGUAAAGGUCAAAGAUUCUAAACUGCCUGCAUAUAAGGAUCUCGGUAAAAAUCUACCAUUCCCUACAUAUUUUCCUGAUGGAGAUGAAGAGGAACUGCCGGAAGAUUUGUAUGAUGAAAACGUGUGUCAGCCCGGUGCGCCUUCUAUUACAUUUGCCUAACGUCUUUGGACGUGGCAGAACCUUACAUACUCUGUGAGCUUCGAUGAGCCAGAGUGAUAUAAUAACCACCAGAAAUCAUACUCUCCUUUCUUAGUCACAACAAAAUCACACAUGUCAUCUUUGUCAAGGGCAUAAAUAUAUCAUUCAUACCCCCAUUAAAUUUUGUUAGAAAAAUUACCACAUUAAAUAUAUGAGUUAAGUAGAUUGGAUUUGCUGAAAUUGGUGUUGGGCAUAUUAGCAAAAUAUUCUUAAUUUGUGGACUCAAUUCUUUUUUACUUCAUAUUUCCCAAGUUAUCUUAAGAUGUCUGUAAAUUUAACUUUUAUUAAAGUUUUGUCAAUCUUUGUGAAAUAGUGGUUGUGGAACAGUAGAAAACCAUAUGGGGACUAUAGUGCAACCUAUUUGGGUAAAGAAACCAUUUGCUAAAAUGGAGAAAGUAAAUAGAUUUUUAUUUAAAUUACAGAAACAUGUUAAAGGCCGGACAAAGGAAAGACAAUAAAAUCAUAAAUUAUC